Messenger RNA from Chondrus crispus (carragheen), 267 nucleotides. RefSeq lists its product as hypothetical. Bases 1 to 267 code for a protein of 88 amino acids. The transcript has a single exon. The record is from RefSeq and is a predicted model, not a curated record. Lineage: Eukaryota; Rhodophyta; Florideophyceae; Gigartinales; Gigartinaceae.
AUGUCUUGGGGUUUGGCCUGGAUAUCCCUCACGACACCACCUUCAACAGCUGGCGGCCUUCACCACGCAACAGGCCUGCAUUGCUUUCGAAACGGCAUGUAUCCAUGUCCAUCCUGUACCAUCUUGUACCCUGGGUACAGUAUCCUACCUAUUCAUCGUCAACCCGUGCAUACGUCCCAUGCAUGCAUGUCUCAUGCCGAUAGCAUCGCCAUGAGCGAAGUAGUGGCGCGCAUCAGGCUGCGUUUUGCGCCCACUGACGCUUCCUGA